Molecule: messenger RNA, 574 nt
Organism: Penaeus monodon (black tiger shrimp)
Lineage: Eukaryota; Metazoa; Arthropoda; Malacostraca; Decapoda; Penaeidae
Product: EKC/KEOPS complex subunit Tprkb-like
Biological process (GO): telomere maintenance via recombination; tRNA threonylcarbamoyladenosine modification
Cellular component (GO): cytosol; nucleus; EKC/KEOPS complex
Source: RefSeq, a predicted model, not a curated record
CAACAAACGCCGGGAAUGAAUGAAUCCCUCAACGUAAACAGAAGCACGUGACAGCGACGUCUCACCCGUUUGUUAUUUUUGAUUAGGGGAUUAUAGACUAUCCAACAGUCUAAACCCUUAUAAAAAGAAGGGAGAAUAAGUUAUUUUCGAGAAGGUUAUUCGCUCUGUUUAAGAAGUGUGAAGUCUUUUAUAAGAAGGAGGAGGAAGAAGAGGAGAAGAAGAAUCUCAGUGUUUGACGUUUUGUAGUUAAUUUCUUUCGGGUCGCGGGUUUUGCUUGCUAAGGUUGACACUCGGUGGUAUAGAUAGAUUCAACAUGAGUGUCACAGUGACCCUGGAAGAUGAGGUGCAGACAAAGUGCCAUGUGCUUUUGUAUGAAAUUGAAAAUGCAGCUGACGUGAGACAACUCAUUAUGAAGGGACAGGUUGAAGCUAGUCUCAUUAAACCGGAGAUGAUUGUGGACUCUUUCCAAGUCAUUGUUGCAGCUAACAAGGCUGUGCGGAGUAUGGCUCUCAAGAAGAUGACAACAAGAUCUGUUUUUGCAGAGAUUAUUUACAACUUGUCACCUACAAGAACU